Messenger RNA from Zophobas morio, 2053 nucleotides. RefSeq names its product vinculin-like. The transcript is spliced from 14 exons. NCBI's taxonomy places the organism in Eukaryota, Metazoa, Arthropoda, Insecta, Coleoptera, Tenebrionidae. The coding region runs from base 97 to 2007 and encodes 636 amino acids. Gene Ontology annotation, molecular function: alpha-catenin binding; beta-catenin binding; actin filament binding. The record is from RefSeq and is a predicted model, not a curated record. Gene Ontology annotation, cellular component: cytoplasm; cytoskeleton; focal adhesion. Gene Ontology annotation, biological process: cell adhesion.
GCUUGCAAGGAAACUAAGGAAACUGUAUCUAAUUUAUCUCGCACAACUGAUCUUAAAGCUUUUUUCCAGGCACUUGAGGCAUUGAACGUUCGACUUAUGUUGUGCCUAAAGUUAUCUGGCGAAAGAGCUAAUCUCUUAGAAAAGGGCUCUUACCGCUCCGCUUUUGAAUCCGCCAUUUCGGAACUAAAAAAGAAUAGCAUCGGCUUGGUGCAAACUGUAAAGACCUACGCAGAUCAGUUUGAUAAUCCCGCCGGAACGGUGAUGCGCGAUUUUUACAUUCAAGAAAUACAGUUAGCCUGCGAGGAGAUCAGUCGUUUAGUUAAUCUCCGAAUUAUUUUGGAUGACUCAUUGUUUCCGCCUGGCGACCUUUCCUUGUCUCUCGCAUGUGUAAAAGAAGCUCUGCAAGCUGGAAAAAUGGGCGCUUAUGUGGACGAAGAAAUUAAAAAGCAACUUUCUUCUAACUUUGAUAAGUUAAUUGAAGAAGGGCAGCGUAUUCUGGAAAAUUGUGAUAAUCUAGAAUCUCUUGAGAAAACACAAAAGUUAAUAUCGGAAAGCAAAAAGGAAGUAAAAAAGGUAGAAGAAUUGGCUUGUAAAUUACAAGAGAAUCCUGAAGAUAAAACCGCUGAACUUGCCUACGGAGUCGCUUGUGAAGAGUUGUUGGAAAACAUUUUUCGUUUGGACGAAGAUUACAAAAAUACCUUAACUUCUCAGCGGGAAAGAUAUGCGCUCAGCCUUUCAGAGUCGAGCCACUUAAUUAUGGAUGCAGCAGCGGCGGGCGAUUCUAAGGGUGUGGAAACUAUUGCUACGCAGUUUUACAAAGAUGCUGAAGUUCUUGAUAAAGUCGCCAAGACAGUCGCGUCCGUAACUGAGGACGGCCUUAAAAGCGCUGCUGUCCUGCAGGCGGCGGCCAAUCUAUCCAAGUACCACCCCGUCUUUUUAGCGGCGUACAAACUGUGCCCUCGGACGGGGAAUGCUGCAGAUCUCCAACGAGCCGCCCAGACGCAAGAGGAGUGGCUGCACCGCUACGAUGAGUUGCUGAUAGCCAUGGACAGGGCUACUCCGACCUUCGCAGGAUCAAUAGCGGUAGCUGAGGAAUUGUUUUACAAGGCGGCAGAUCAGACCCAAGCGGCUUGUGAAAAAGGAGACCAGCAAGGCUUUCUGCGGGCCAAACAGAAAGUCCAGUUCAUUGAGGGGCGCCUGCAGUCUCUACUCGAAAGAGAACUGACAGCCAGCGGGGGGCUGGAGACGAAAACCGGAAGUUCAGAAAGUGAUCUUAAGAAAGCGCUCGACCAGGUGGCCGCCAUUUCCCUGAGUUCGAUGGACAAUUUUAUAGCAGUCUAUUCGGGCAUAAAAGUGGAGGGUCUUCUAAGACCCGCAAAGGCCGUCAUCCGUUUGAAGGACGCGGGUGAGGCAAAAAAGAUGGAAGCACCCUCUGAAGGCGGGGAUCAGCAGACGAGAAUUGUGCGGGAAGACAAAGUGAUUAUCUUCGAGCAGAUGAAGCGUCUUCGCACGGCUGAUAACAUAAUCGGAAAGGCUGCUCAGGGCCUUCACCAGGCGGUUUCCCGCUGGGACGACCACGAGAACGAUCUGAUAAGUACCAUGAAGAAAAUUUCAGAAAACUUUGCGCGCCUGUCGAUCCUGAAGGAUGAGGUCCUUAAGAAGACCGAGUUAAUCGAAGUUUCCCGAUUCAUAGUGGAGGACGCACGAAAGGCCGCCUCAAUGGCUUCAGAACUCGCUAAGCACUGCGUAGAUAAGCGCCUGGCGCAGGAUCUUCAGACUAGGGUUAUCCAGGCGGACACCCUCUCCACGCAGCUGAAGAUCCUCUCCACCGUAAAGGCAUCGAUACCGGAUGACCAGCAGGCGGAUCAGCAGCUCUCUGUUAGCGCCCAGAACCUCAUGAACGUGUGCAAGGGGCUGCUCAGCGAAGCGCACAGCUGCGCUAUCAAAUGCCCACAGAGCAGCGCCCUCAUACAGAAAUGGCGCACUGUGGAGUACAAAUUUCAGUAGUUUGAUUUUUUAUAAGACUCUGCGGUCAAUAAAUGUCCCCUGCGCU